Molecule: messenger RNA, 1013 nt
Organism: Dalotia coriaria
Lineage: Eukaryota; Metazoa; Arthropoda; Insecta; Coleoptera; Staphylinidae
Exons: 4
Coding region: 129-902 (257 amino acids)
Molecular function (GO): N-acetyltransferase activity
Source: RefSeq, a predicted model, not a curated record
AUAACUUUCUAUGUUUAUAAACAUCAAUCAGACAGUUAUAUAUGUCUAAAAAUCCCAAUAUGAAACGUUCUAUUAAUUAAACCUUUACCAACCCUUAGUCUCAAAAUUUAAAGUGAUUUUAUAGAAAAAUGGCGCUAAUAGCCCAUUGUCUUGCUCCCGUGCGUAAUCGUCGCAUUACCAGCUGUUUCCUGCAACAAAAUAAAAACUUUUUCAAGAGGAAAUCAAAACCUAACACUAAAAUAGAUCCUUAUAUGAUUGUACGAGCAACCCCAGACGACACAUGUCAAAUUCUAGAUCUAAUGUGGAGCGCAUACCAUCCAGAUGAACCGACUACAAAAAGUCUCGGUUUGGGAAAACAUCGAAACUGCGUGUUUGAUGAACAAGCACGUAAAAUACUUGCUAAAGGCUACAGUGUAGUUGCAAAGUGCAAGUACAAUGGCAGUGUUGUGGGUGCUGCCCUUUGCGAGUCAUGUAGUCCUUGGGAUCCUGCAAUGACCGAGAAACUAGCCUGCACAUUGAAAGAUCCCAAAAUGGCGCGUUUGUACAUGUUCUGGGCGUACCUCCAACGCGCUCCCAACUUAUGGGAAAAGUACUGCCAGAUGAACAUUUACGAAAUUGUUAACGUUUUCGUGCGACACGAAGAUAGACAGCGUGGAUUAGCCAAGCGAUUGAUGGCAACUGCAAAGGAAAAUGGCGCCGACGCUGGGUACAAAGUGAUUCGGGUUGACGCAAGUAGCACGGCAACAGCAAAAAUUUGCGAAAAAUUGAAAAUGAAACUGGUUUACGAGAUUCCAUUUUGUUCCUACGUCAGUGAACAGAAUGAAGUAAUCUUCAAAGUUCCAGAUCCAACGUCGAUUAAAAUUUAUGUUGACACGCCUCACUGGGUGCCACAAAAGAAAUAAUAUGCCAGAUUAUCCGAAAGUAACGCAUGGAAAUGUGUUUAAUACAAAACAACAACAAUAUACAAAUAUAUUAAACAAAACAUAAUACAAUUGCACACAGUGUAUCUGGAA